AAUCCCCCCCACCCGCUUGGUAUUCCAAGGCGGUCAGAAAAAUCUUUGAAAAGCGCAGCAUCGCACCGGAUGGGAUCAUUGAUAAGUCGUUCAGUGCCAGCAAACAUGAGUGGACCAGUUGCUGAAUUCGUGAAGGGCGCCAUCGCCAAGGACAAGGUGGUCAUCUUCUCCAAAACCUACUGCCCGUACUGCACCAUGGCCAAGGAGCCCUUCAAGAAGCUUAACGUCGAGUAUACUUGCUACGAGUUGGAUAAGCGUAACGACGGUGAUGAAAUUCAAUCCAUUCUUGGCGAGCUGACCGGAGCCAAAACGGUACCGCGAGUGUUCAUCGACGGUAAUUUCAUCGGUGGUGGCACCGAUAUCAAGAAGCUGUACGAUGAUGGUCGGUUAGCCAAGAUGUUCGCUUAAGCCAACGCUCUGUUCUACGCAAUUAUUGCCCUCAAAGUUAAAUUAUACGCUUAGCUUCUCUCUCGUUUGCGUUAUCGUGCGGAAUAAACAGUAACGCCGU
Molecule: messenger RNA, 508 nt
Organism: Anopheles aquasalis
Lineage: Eukaryota; Metazoa; Arthropoda; Insecta; Diptera; Culicidae
Gene: Grx1
Product: Glutaredoxin 1
Biological process (GO): cellular response to oxidative stress
Cellular component (GO): cytoplasm
Molecular function (GO): glutathione disulfide oxidoreductase activity
Source: RefSeq, a predicted model, not a curated record